This is a messenger RNA of Nerophis lumbriciformis (worm pipefish), 987 nucleotides long. Its product is annotated as trace amine-associated receptor 13c-like. NCBI's taxonomy places the organism in Eukaryota, Metazoa, Chordata, Actinopteri, Syngnathiformes, Syngnathidae. Gene Ontology annotation, cellular component: membrane. Gene Ontology annotation, molecular function: trace-amine receptor activity. Gene Ontology annotation, biological process: G protein-coupled receptor signaling pathway. The record is from RefSeq and is a predicted model, not a curated record.
AUGAUGGAGGAGUACCAACCAGAGCUCUGCUUUCCACAACUCAUCAACAUCUCCUGUAAGAAGUCCAUGUCUCAUUGGUCUCAAGGUGUUCUCUUGAAUGUUCUUCUGACCAUCAUCUGCAUCAUCACUGUGGUUCUCAACCUGCUGGUCAUCAUCUCAAUCUCCCACUUCAGGCAGCUCCACACUCCUACAAACCUCCUCCUCCUCUCUCUCGCGGUGUCUGACUUUCUGGUGGGUCUCCUGGUGUUACCGAUUAAGAUCUACAUGAGAAUAUCCUGCUGGACUUUUGGUGAUGUUCUUUGUUCUCUGUGGUUCUACAUGACUGUGUCACUGACUUCCGUAUCAGUAGGAAACAUGGUGCUGAUAUCUGCUGACCGUUAUGUGGCUAUUUGUGAUCCUCUGCAUUAUAAUACCAAAGUCACUGUAAAAAAAGUUCAACUUUUUGUUUGUAUUUGUUGGCUUUUUGCUUUUCUCCUCUGUAGCAUAAUUUCAAAGGACGGACUGACUCAUCCUGGAAAGUCUAAUUCCUGCUAUGGAGAGUGUGUUAUUGGUAUAGACUUCGAAGGUGGGAUUAUUGACCUUAUUGUGGUGUUUAUUAUUCCUCUCAGCAUCAUCAUCACUCUGUACAUGAGAGUGUUUGUGGUUGCUGUGUCUCAGGCCCGAGCCAUGCGCUGUCAUGUUACAUCAUUCAAACCACAUUUAGUCACAGUAAGAGCAAAGACAUCCGAGUUGAAAGCAGCCAGGACUCUGAGUGUCCUUGUCCUUGUCUUCCUCAUGUGUCUCUGUCCAUAUUAUAUUGUUUCUUUUGCAGGUGACAACAAAAUGCUGUCCGCAUUUGCAACUUAUUCUCUGUAUCUAUACGCUUUAAACUCCUUUUUUAACCCGUUAAUAUAUGCUUUGUUCUAUCCCUGGUUUAGAAGAGCUAUUAAACACAUUGUCACUCUGCACAUACUGCAGCCUGGUUCCUGUGGGGACAACAUACUGUAA